Ectocarpus sp. CCAP 1310/34 is the source of this 1606-nucleotide messenger RNA. NCBI's taxonomy places the organism in Eukaryota, Phaeophyceae, Ectocarpales, Ectocarpaceae. The record is from the annotation of a GenBank genome assembly.
AGGAACAGCAUGAAGAGAAAAUACAGAAGAAGGCAUUGAUGAAACAGGAGAGGUAAACGCUUCAAUUUCUGUCGAGAGAGCGGAGGAAGCACAGAGGAGGACUCGAUGGCCCAGCAAGCCGCGACACCGUCUUCGUCAGACGACGAGGAGGAGGAAGAAGUGGCAUGUUUCGAGCGUGACACGGAGAGCUUCAUGCUGCGGAGGCGGCGGUUCACGUUCCCGGGCCUCCCACCAGUCGUGCUGAACCAGGACUUCGUGUCUGUCGAGGGGACAGGAGGGGCCGUCUGGCGGCCCUCCAUCGAGUUCUCUGAGUUCGUUUGCAGCGAAGAGGGGCGGCGCUGCCUGCCGCUAGCCGGAAAGUCGGUGUUGGAGAUCAGCUCCGGCCUGGGGCUCGGCGCCAUCGUCGCCUGGCACCUGGGGGCGGCGCCGGUGGUAGCCACGGACUUAGGCUCGAAGGACGGCCCGAUGGCCCUCCUCGCCCGAAACGUGUCCGAAAAUUGCGGUCCACGAGCAGUAGCGACGCCACAACCUUCGCCGGGUCGUACGUCAAGAGAUCACUCGAGGGGCGGGGAAGCAGGGAGCGCUCCUGAGGGAGGUAGUGCGGAGGAUGAGGGGGCCCCGCCACCUGGGAGAAGAAGACCUCCCCCCCCUCCUCCCCCGAGCGUGCAGAGCCUGCGGUGGGGGGACAAGGCCCAGCUGGCGGACGCGCUGAGGAAGUUCGACGGUUUCGGUCCCGACGUCGUGCUCGCGUGUGACGUGGUUUUCGACGACGCUCUGCUGCCGGCCCUGCUGGAAACCCUGGCGGAGGCCGCGUGCCGCACGACGAGGGGAGGGGGGCGGCCCAGCCUCUGCGUCUCGCACCAGAAGCGAAACCGUCGGCGAGAGGAUAGUUUCUUCGCCGCCCUGGCGAAGCGUAUCGGCGGAGGGGGGCAGCUGCGGAUGGUGCACCAGCAGAACGAUUUGUCGGUGCUCAUGUUCACGUACUUGAUGGUGCGACAUUAGACUGAUUGUCGGUUUCUACACUCAUGUGCGUAGUCUUGUAGUGGGUGCUUGGGGAUUUGACGGCGGUACGGCAGGGCGGGGCUCAAGUGGCACCCAAUCACCAUAUCAUGGGUGUGUGUGGCCUCGGUUUUGUAGGCCUUUGGCGGAUCGGGAGUUGGUGAUGCCGGUGCUUCAUCUUCCCCGGGGCGGGUGGUCGGACGUGCAACCUCACACCGUCCGUCAGAGAUCGUGUCUCGAGCGCGGGACAUUUGAACAGCGAAGUUACGUUGGGCACACACACAAAGUAUCGAUCGGUUGCCUGUCGUGUCCGUCGCAAUCUUGGAAUUAGAGCCUAAAGGUUUUACGUAACCAGCAGUGCGUGACGUCUACCUGUAGCCAGCGGGUGGCGGUGGAGAGUGGGUCGCACACAGCGGUGAGAUCAUUUUGUAUUAUUACCCCGCCAUUGAAGCCGAUUGGUUGAGAAACGCCUUACUUAUCGCUUACGCGCAUUGAAGUAAAUUGUUUUCGAGGGACUUGAUGGGGAAAUUUGCUUGACCUACUACGUCGCGUUUUUGUUUUCCUCGUAGAAAAAAAAAAAUUGGAUGGCGCGGCCGUCUAUUUCGUG